AUGGAGGCCCAAAUUCAUCACCUUGAGCAAGAAGCUUACAGUGCAGUGCUGCGUGCUUUCAAGGCUCAAUCUGAUGCUCUUACCUGGGAAAAGGAGGGUUUGAUUACUGAACUUCGCAAAGAGCUCAGAGUAUCAGAUGAUGAACACAGAGAACUUCUCGCCCGAGUUAAUGGGGAUGAUGUCAUCCGUCGUAUAAGGGAAUGGAGAACUACAGGUGGGAAUGAACCUACUAGGUUCGUGCCGCCAAGGGGUCAUGACAUGGUACCCAGCCCUACCAUGUCUGGUGCCCGUAAAAGGCAGAAGAUAUCUCAAGGGGGUCACAUACUUCCUACUUUAUCCUCUGUGAAGGCUAUGCAGCUCCCCUCACAGUUUGCUACUCGACCUAGGUACUUUACUACACACAACUCUCGCAGUUCUUCUGGUGCACUUGUGGUGGAUGAACCUCCUGAAGCACUGCUCGGCCGAAAGGUUUGGACUAGAUGGCCUGAGGACAAUCACUUCUAUGAGGCUGUCAUAACGCAAUAUGACUCGUCUCAGGCCCGACAUGCUCUUGUGUACGAUAUGGGCACAAAGGAUGAGACAUGGGAAUGGGUUGAUCUGAACGAGAUAUCUCCAGAGGAUAUACGAUGGGAUGGAGAGGAUCCAGCAAUUCUAUAUCGUGGUGGACAAGGUGGUGGUGGUGGUAGCCGUGUGAUGAGGAAAACCAUAAGCCAUGGUGGUUUUGUCCCACCGGGUUCCGUUCCAGUGCGGGGUUCGACAAAGUUCCCCUCUAGAAGGGAGCUUUUAGUAGCACGCAAUGGUGUUGCUACGAAAGUUUCUGAUGAAAUUGAAUUACUGAACACCGAGACACUAGUUAAGGAGGUUGAAAAGGUUUUCGGAGUAAGUCAACCAGAUCCAAUUGAGCUUGAGAAAGCCAAAAUGAUGCUAAAAGAGCAUGAACAGGCACUUUUGGAUGCAAUCGCAAGGCUAGCAGAUGCAUCUGAUGGUGAAAGUGAUGGAGAACAGCACUUCAUACACGGGCAACCAAUGGAGCGUUAG
Molecule: messenger RNA, 1038 nt
Organism: Linum trigynum
Lineage: Eukaryota; Viridiplantae; Streptophyta; Magnoliopsida; Malpighiales; Linaceae
Source: the annotation of a GenBank genome assembly